AUGCCUCGCUGCAUCCAUAACUUGCCUAUUCUCAGAUUACUGAUCAUGGAUGUCACAUGGUGGGUGAAAUCACGAACUCGAGUCAUGUCAGUAAGCAGAGUACGUACCGUGUGGCACCCACGCCGAAGGGUUGUGCCCGACGCCACAAUUCGGGACUAUUUGCUGGACUAUGACAGUUCCGGAUGGCCACUAGCCACACCCGCCGCAACCCGCCCAAUCAUCAUGCAGAAUGCCUCGUCCCAUGCAUCCCGAGCAUGGAGCCUACAGGAGGAAGUAGCGCCGAUCGAUCUUGCAUUGCAUUGCAGAAACAUUCAACGAUUGGUGUCUGAAAAAGCAAGCAUUCCCGAUGACCACCAGCUUGAUCUUAUUGAUGAUGAAAUGAGAUUCGAUGAUCUCAAGGCCAGCGGAAGUCACGGCCUCUCGUGUGAUCGGUAUUCCGCACCCCAGGGUCUAGAUCUUGCACGCACACCGUUGUACUGGGUAUCAUGCAGUGGACCCACCGUUCACCCGGCCGGAGACCCCAAAUACAGAAAGAAGAUCUGCAUGUUGUGUGGACUCGGAGACAGUGGGACCAAGAGGCAUCUGCAGUAUCAUCCCGGCCGGCAUAAUUCGGGUCUAUCUCACGGAGACCUUGGGGGGAAUGCCAUUUGCUGGACGAGCACACUCUGGACGGAGUCCAAGGUUAUUUCCUCUAUUACUGAAAAGCCUAUCAUGCAUCUCGGGAUUACAUUGGGGAACACACCAGCCAUAAUUGAGGCUGGAAGGGAUAUGUGGCUGGUGUGA
Molecule: messenger RNA, 783 nt
Organism: Aspergillus niger
Lineage: Eukaryota; Fungi; Ascomycota; Eurotiomycetes; Eurotiales; Aspergillaceae
Exons: 5
Coding region: 1-783 (260 amino acids)
Source: RefSeq, a predicted model, not a curated record